AUGAGCUUCAGAUCCAUCGAACAGUUACUUAGGAGGAACAGCAAAACCAAAAUUUCUCGCAAUAUUGUUGACGGUGUCCAUGACCAGAAGGAAGAGCAGUUGGUGCAAUCCUUGAGGGAGUUACUUCUUGCAAGCAACCAGCUCCCAGAUAAGUUUGAUGACUACUAUGUCCUUCUACGCUUUCUUAGAAUGAGAGGCUUCAACAUCUUAAAAGCAAAAGAGAUGUUCUUAAAUAUGUUAAAAUGGCGUGAAGAUUGUUCUGUUGAUGCCAUCGCAAACGAUUUUAAAUUUGAGGAGUAUGAUGCUGUGAAAAGAUGCUAUCCUCAUGGAUUUCAUGGAGUUGACAGAUUUGGCAGGCCUCUAUAUAUCGAACGGGUUGGCUUGGUGGAUCUCAGUAAGCUCAUGCAAGUGACUAGUAUUGAUCGAUAUGUAAAAUAUCAUAUAUCAGAACAAGAAAAAACUAUAUCUUUGAGAUAUCCUGUUUGCUCACUUGUGGCUAAAAGGCACAUAGCCUCAACAACAGCCAUAUUCGAUGUGAAAGGACUGGGGUUGAAUAACUUUUCAAAAUCUGCAAGAGAGAUGUUCGCAGAGAUCCAAAAGAUCGAUAGCAAUUACUAUCCAGAGACAUUAAAUCAACUUUAUAUAAUUAAUGCUGGAACUGGAUUUAGAGCACUGUGGAAGGUAUUGAAAGCAUUCAUGGAGGCAAGAACGUUAGCAAAGGUUCAGGUUCUGGGGACCAAUUACCUUAACACAGUAUUAGAAGCUGUUGACCAAAGCAAUUUACCAGACUUUUUAGGCGGAACAUGCACUUGUCCAACAGGAGGAUGCUUACUCCAAGAUAAAGGACCCUGGACUGACCCAGAAAUGGUUCGUGCUUCUAAGGAAGCAUUUGGUAAAGGUCAGAAGUCUUUCAAUGAAUUGACUGCCACAGUUGCCUGUGAAAGCUUUACAGGUUGUCAGGUUGGAAUUGAUACAGGUGAAAAUAUUCUGCAGAAACAAGUCGAUGAACAGAUCUCGGAGAAGAUCCGAGAACUUGAACACUGCGCUGUUCAGAGUAAUGAGGUGAGCAAAGGAACCCAAAUUCAAGAAAUUGCAGCCAAGAAAAUAUUCUACAUAGCAACUGAAUGUAGUUUCUUUGUAAUUCAGACCCUGCAGACACUAAUAUGUAAGCAACAAGAACUCACUGGCCACAUCGAACAGCUGAGGAAAAUCCUUCAGUGA
Molecule: messenger RNA, 1221 nt
Organism: Miscanthus lutarioriparius
Lineage: Eukaryota; Viridiplantae; Streptophyta; Magnoliopsida; Poales; Poaceae
Source: the annotation of a GenBank genome assembly